AUGGUAAAUCCAUGUUUUGGAACUGAUAACUCCUCAAAACUACUUUCUGAAUACUAUACUCGGCGAAAAUGUGAAGAUCUUGUCAAUGAGCGCGACGAUGUGCAGAGCCAUCAAAAACUCAAGGAGGAUAAUCUCUAUGACGACUACACUAUUGAUGAAGAUUACCAUAUAGAACCAUACGAAACGAGCGAUGUCCAUGUCUACGAUUACGAACCUGAGUCCACUCACUACGAGUACACCACUCCUAGAUCAUACGAAACUCGAAACUACGGAGAUGAACAAGUAAUUGAAAGGACUACCUACCUCAGGGAUAAGGUGCCCUUUUAUGGAGAGACUACGAAUCGAUCCGAGUACACAUGGAACGAUCCAGUGUUCAGUAAAACUAAAACCUACGACAACACGAGCGUGGAACGUCCUAAUCCAACUUUUUACUCCGAAACAACCAAUAGAGCAGUGUAUUCUCCAAAAGUUGUACGGACAGUCAUUGAAAGAAAUCAAUCUGAAGGUAAGGUGGAGCGACCGCAUAUUCCGUUCUACUCCGAUACAACGAAUCGAUCUGAAUAUGUUGAGAAGACCGUCGUUAGGCAAAGUCCGCAACGGAAAUCAUCUUCUAUGGGCACUACUCGGAUUCCAUUUGAAUCGGAGACCACUAAUACGGCAGAAUUUACAUCAAAGGAAAGCUCGGCAACACGAUGGACACUGGUGGUUUCGGGAAGCAUACCGUACACCGAUGAAGAACAAGCAGAAUACUAA
Molecule: messenger RNA, 753 nt
Organism: Necator americanus (New World hookworm)
Lineage: Eukaryota; Metazoa; Nematoda; Chromadorea; Rhabditida; Ancylostomatidae
Exons: 7
Coding region: 1-753 (250 amino acids)
Source: RefSeq, a predicted model, not a curated record